Messenger RNA from Abrus precatorius (Indian licorice), 692 nucleotides. RefSeq lists its product as uncharacterized. The coding region runs from base 252 to 578 and encodes 108 amino acids. The record is from RefSeq and is a predicted model, not a curated record. The transcript has 3 exons. Lineage: Eukaryota; Viridiplantae; Streptophyta; Magnoliopsida; Fabales; Fabaceae.
UUUAAUUUUCAAAACCAAAUUUUCCGUUGUGCAACUUCUCGAUUAUCAUCGUUUUCUUUUCCUUAAUUUGAACCUUUUUAUUUUUUUUUAUAGCAAUUGACCUAUAUUGACUAGAGUGGGGGUUCCAAUUUUGCGUCAGAAAAAAAAUUCAAAACCCUAAUUCCCACGUUUAUUUAAUCUCAAAUUCUCUCCUCUUCAUUGGUUUUCUAGCAAGGAGUAAUCAAAAGGUGUUCUGCUUGUAAUUGGAAACGAUGUCGCGACCCAUUUUGCUUGUCUUUUUGCUGCUCAUACUUAUAAUAACCUCUCAGUUUGAGUGGAAGCAACAACUUGUGAUUGAUGUUGACUCUAAUUCCAGCUUAUCUCAAAAGCAGCAACAGAUUUCUAACAGGGUGGAAGCCGUAAAGGAGAAGAUUAUUUUAGUGCAAGAGAAAAAUAUUCGAAGAUUGAAUGAUCUUGUGCGGCAUCUCCAGGAACAGUUGCAGCAGUGUAGAAGCAGUAAUGGUACAACAAAUGGCACUGUAAGCCCGUUAGCUGAGCGUAUACUUGAGCUUGAGCGACAUCAAAUUUUAGAGGAUUAAGCUGACACAUGUAAUAGUGGCUUUGCUUUUUCUUUCUUUCUUUUUUCUUUUUAAUCAAAUUGCAAAGUUGUUUUAAGUAGUUCUUUGAAAGGAAACGUUGUAAAAGAUUUACUU